Molecule: messenger RNA, 2247 nt
Organism: Exophiala xenobiotica
Lineage: Eukaryota; Fungi; Ascomycota; Eurotiomycetes; Chaetothyriales; Herpotrichiellaceae
Product: bifunctional purine biosynthesis protein ADE17
Exons: 4
Coding region: 222-2018 (598 amino acids)
Biological process (GO): 'de novo' IMP biosynthetic process
Cellular component (GO): cytosol
Molecular function (GO): IMP cyclohydrolase activity; phosphoribosylaminoimidazolecarboxamide formyltransferase activity
Source: RefSeq, a predicted model, not a curated record
CAUCGAUCCGCCGAGCUGAUCUGAUGUGAUGGGCCGGGCAGAAAGUUGAGAUUUCGAAUUUUGAGAGAUACUCCAAGAACGAGACCCUAUUGCUUGGUGGAGGUAUCUGAAACUUGAAAUCGUCAUCGUACAUGCUUUCACAGUGCUAUCCUGCUUCCACUCCUCAUACCUAUCAUUCUUCGCCAGUCUAGCCGCCAACGCUCACACCUCAUAUUCGCACCAUGGCCUCACAAAAGAUCGCUAUUUUGUCUGUUUACGACAAAACCGGCCUUCUCGACCUGGCCAAAGGCCUUAUCAAGAACAAUGUCCGUCUUCUGGCUUCAGGAGGUACGGCCAAGUUGAUCCGCGAAGCUGGUUUCCCGGUCGAAGAUGUCUCGGCCAUCACAAAGGCACCCGAAAUGCUCUCAGGUCGAGUCAAGACUCUGCAUCCUGCUGUCCAUGCAGGUAUCUUGGCGCGAGAUCUUGCUUCCGACGAAAAAGAUCUCGCCGAUCAGAACAUCAACAAGGUCGACUUUGUCGUAUGCAACCUCUAUCCCUUCAAGGAUACCGUUGCCAAGAUCAAUGUCACCAUCCCUGAAGCGGUGGAGGAGAUCGACAUCGGAGGCGUCACCCUCAUUAGAGCUGCGGCGAAAAAUCACACCCGGGUCACGAUUCUUAGUGACCCCAAAGACUAUCCCAACUUCCUACAGGAACUCGACAAAGGAGACAUCGUCCCAGAGACUCGCCAGCUAUAUGCUCUAAAGGCUUUUGAACAUACCGCUGAUUAUGAUGCCGCCAUCUCCGAUUUCUUCCGCAAGCAGUACGCUGGCAACGGCGCCCAACAGCUCUCGCUACGUUAUGGCGCCAAUCCUCAUCAGAAACCUGCUGCUGCAUAUGUACGCAGUGGCAAGCUGCCAUUCACGGUGCUCGGCGGCUCGCCAGGCUACAUUAACCUCCUUGACUGUUUGAACGCUUGGCCGCUCGUCAAGGAGCUCAAGCAGGCUCUUGGUCUACCGGCAGCCGCGAGUUUCAAGCAUGUGUCUCCAGCGGGUGCAGCCAUCGGUGUCCCUCUGAAUGAGAAAGAACGCAAGGUCUACAUGGUUGAUGACAUUGACGGGAUCGAGUCUUCAGGCCUCGCUCAGGCAUAUGCUCGAGCCCGAGGUGCGGACCGUAUGUCCAGCUUCGGCGAUGUCGUUGCCCUUUCCGACAAGUGCGAUGUGCCUACAGCUAGGAUCAUUUCUCGCGAAGUCUCGGACGGCGUGAUCGCGCCCGACUAUGAGCCGGAGGCCCUCGAGAUCCUCAAGAAGAAGAAAGCCGGCAAAUACCUCGUUCUGCAGAUGGACGAAACCUAUGAGCCUCCCGCCCAAGAGAAUCGGACCGUUUAUGGCGUUCAGCUCACCCAAGGACGCAACGACGUCAAAAUCUUGCCUAACCAGACCUUCAGCUCGGUCGUCCGCCCCAAGAAUGCGUCUACGCUCUCAGAUUCUGCUCUCCGUGAUCUUACUGUCGCCACAAUUGCUGUGAAAUACACCCAAUCAAACUCGGUCUGCUAUGCCCUGAAUGGUCAAGUCAUUGGUCUGGGUGCUGGCCAGCAGAGUCGCAUCCACUGUACGCGGUUAGCUGGAGACAAGGCGGACAACUGGUGGAUGCGCUUCCACGAGCGGACGCUGUCAGUUCAAUGGGCCAAGGGGGUCAAGCGGGCCGAGAAGUCCAACGCCAUUGAUAUGCUCUGUUCAGGUCAAGUUCCACCUCAAAGUGAAUUUGAGACCAAAGACUACGAGCGCAAUUUCGCUCAAGGCUGUGUGCCCAAACCUUUCACGGCGGAGGAGAGACGGCAGUGGCUCGACAAGCUCAGCGAGGUGGCCGUCUCUAGUGACGCUUUUUUCCCCUUUGUCGAUAACGUCUACAGGGCCGCCAGAUCUGGAGUGAAGUAUAUUGCAGCACCUCUAGGGAGCCAGAACGACGGCCCAGUUCUCGACACAGCAGACAACCUAGGCAUCAGCUUCAUCGAGCAGGCAACGCGUCUGUUCCAUCAUUGAGCUGUUCUUGGCCCUGAGUAGGAUACCACAAGGAGUUGGAAGGUCGAUAUUUCAUACGAUAGCCUGGGCAGGUAGACUCCUGCUGAUCGAAAACGCCAAUUCUUGUUAGACUGGGUGGCCCUUUCAACAAGAGUAACUUACAAAAAUAUCAUGGUGAAACUUGGUCCUCCCCUUUCGAAGCGGAAUCCAUAACCUCAUCCCCAAAAGCCGACCCAGUAAUGACAAUUGC